Ostreobium quekettii is the source of this 1896-nucleotide messenger RNA. The record is from the annotation of a GenBank genome assembly. NCBI's taxonomy places the organism in Eukaryota, Viridiplantae, Chlorophyta, Ulvophyceae, Bryopsidales, Ostreobiaceae.
AUGGGCUCGAUGGGUGGCGGGCCCAUCCGGCUGGGUGGUCGCGGGGACGCGACGAUCGCCGGACGGCCGCCUCUGAUCGCAUCAAGGAAGAUGGCGGGCGUUGGAAAGGUCAACAGGCCCUUUGCUCAGACUUGCAGGAUGCCCAGCAGAUGUCCAAAGCCCUCCCCGGGCGUCAGUCUGCCAGCCCAAGGCACUACAACUCACAGAGGCCCCAGGCUGCCUUUGCGUCAACGAGCCAAGUCAUUGAACACCGAUCCUGAACCGCAACACCCAGCUAGGCCAAAUGGCUUCCAAUUCCUGGGCAGCCCACUGAAGGGCCUUCAGCGAGCAGGACCUCAUCUACCGCCAAGGAGGGACAGGGAUGCGGCAGCGGAUGCUGCCGCUGCGGCGGGCGACAAACCCCAGGCAAAGAAGACCUUUCUGGGGUUGGACGUCAAUGUGUGGAUGAAGAUCGUGCCGCUUGGGCUAAUGUUCUUCUGCAUCCUCUUCAACUACACAAUCUUGCGUGACACAAAGGAUGUGUUGGUUGUGACUGCACCAGGGAGUGGCGCAGAGAUCAUCCCCUUUCUCAAGACAUGGGUCAACUUGCCAAUGGCGAUCGGUUUCACCAUUCUGUACGCCCAGUUGGCCAAUGUGCUGAGCACAGAGAUGCUGUUUUAUGCUUGCAUCAUACCCUUCAUCAUAUUCUUUUGGAGCUUCGCAUUUGUGCUUUACCCUCUGAGGGACUUUCUGCACCCAACAGAGUUUGCCAAGCAUCUCCUGGCAGUUGCUGGCCCAAGGUUUGCAGGCCCAAUUGCCAUACUGAGGAACUGGACAUUCUGUCUUUUCUACGUCAUGGCGGAGCUGUGGGGUUCUGUUGUUGUCUCUGUGCUGUUCUGGGGGUUUGCCAAUCAGAUCACAAGUGUUGAUGAGGCCACCACAUUCUAUCCCUUGUUUGGGCUGGGUGCAAAUGUUGCACUCAUCUUUUCAGGGCGUGCUGUGAAGUACUUCUCACAGGUUCGGGCAGGACUGCCACCAGGCGUGGAUGGCUGGGGCCUUUCCCUGAAGGGCCUCAUGGGAAUGGUUGUCAUCGGUGGGCUCUUGAUAGCUGGCAUCUACUACUGGAUGAAUCGCCAAGUUGUGCCCAAUGUCCCGACUCGGGCAGCCAAGAAAAAGAAGGCCAAGAUGUCUGUUGGGGAGAGCUUCAAGUUCUUGGCAAACUCCAAAUACAUUCGUAACUUGGCCACGCUGGUCAUUGCAUACGGGGUGAGCAUAAACUUGGUUGAGGUGACGUGGAAAGGCAAGAUCAAGGCACAGUUCCCCAAUCCCAAUGACUACAGCGCCUUCAUGGGUGACUUCUCGUCAUGCACGGGGGCAGCCACCUUGGUGAUGAUGUUGCUGUCUCGCUUCAUCUUCACAAGGUUUGGCUGGGGUGUCGCUGCACUAAUUACCCCCACUGUGCUGGCCAUCACAGGUGCCCUGUUCUUCGGGCUCAUCAUCUUUGGCGAGCCGCUCCAGCCACUGCUGUCAGCCAUCAACAUGACCCCCCUGUACCUUGCGGUCCUGGUUGGAGCAGCCCAGAACAUUUUCUCGAAGUCCUCCAAAUACUCCCUUUUUGACCCAUGCAAGGAGACUGCAUACAUUCCCCUUGACGAUGAGGUCAGGACCAAGGGCAAGGCAGCGAUCGACGUGAUCUGCAAUCCCCUGGGGAAGUCUGGUGGCGCGUUCAUCCAGCAGAUGCUGAUCAUCAGCUUUGGAUCCCUGGCUGCGUGUGCGCCAUACCUCGCAACGAUCGUCAUUGGCGUUGUCAUCGCUUGGAUCUUUGCGGCCAAGUCGCUGGACAAGCAGUUCACGGAGCUCCAGAAGGAGGAGAUGCGUGCAAAGCUGGCAGAAGCCAAGAGAGAGCUGCUGCAGAAG